This is a messenger RNA of Drosophila erecta, 3967 nucleotides long. RefSeq lists its product as uncharacterized. NCBI's taxonomy places the organism in Eukaryota, Metazoa, Arthropoda, Insecta, Diptera, Drosophilidae. The record is from RefSeq and is a predicted model, not a curated record. Bases 204 to 2627 code for a protein of 807 amino acids. The transcript has 7 exons.
AGCAAUAUAUCGAUACUAUCGGGCAGGUUGGCUCAUCUCUAUUUGAGGGCGUAGUUCCAACAAGUGCUGAGCAUCACAAUUUUCUAUUACUAAUCCCAGCUUGGCGUUGGCCCGCCCCAGAAUCUCAUUUUAUGUUUAGUUUCUAGGUUGAUAGUGUUGUUCGUUUUAUUUGCAAUAACUGUGAGCGGUAGGAGUCGGGCAAAAUGUUCCCCUCAUCGAUUUUGGGGCGCAGCUAUUUGCUUUUUAUGCUGGUGCUAGCCGUGGGCGUGUUCGCCCAACACGAGUGGCAGGCCCGGGAUGCGUUCGACGAGAUAAAGAGGCAGUUCGACAAGGUUAACGCGGAUAACUGUCCCAUCCAGCACCACUCGGAUCUGUUCAUGCCCGUGGAUGCGGUGUCCCACAAGCCGGACAUCAAGGAGAUCAACGUGAAUCCGGUGUUCCCUAACCGCACCGCCCUGCUGCAUCUUCAGAAUAUGGCCCUUAGCAGAAGCUUCUUCUGGAGCUACAUUCUCCAGUCGAGGUUUAUUCGUCCCGCCAUCAAUGACACCUACGAUCCCGGCAUGAUGUACUACUUCCUGUCCACCGUGGCCGACGUCUCCGCCAACCCGCACAUCAACGCCUCGGCCGUGUACUUCUCGCCCAACAGCUCGUAUUCCUCUUCGUAUCGCGGGUUCUUCAACAAGACGUUCCCCAGAUUUGGGCCAAGAACCUUCAGGCUGGACGACUUCAACGACCCUAUUCAUCUGCAGAAGAUAUCGACGUGGAAUACCUUUGAUGUUCAGGAUCUGGGCGCCCAUCAUCCGGACUCCAUAUCCAAGGACUAUACCCACGACCUGUAUAAAAUUAACGAGUGGUACCGCGCCUGGCUUCCAGACAACGUUGAGGGACGGCACGACACGAAGAUCACCUACCAGGUAGAAAUCCGUUAUGCGAACAACACGAACGAGACGUAUACUUUCCACGGCCCUCCUGGCUCUGAGGAAAACCCUGGUCCCAUCAAAUUUACAAGGCCGUACUUCGAUUGUGGCAGGUCCAACAAGUGGCUGGUGGCCGCUGUGGUGCCCAUUGCGGAUAUCUACCCCCGACACACCCAGUUCCGGCACAUUGAAUAUCCCAAAUACACUGCCGUUUCGGUUCUUGAGAUGGACUUUGAGCGUAUCGACAUAAACCAGUGUCCCUUGGGUGAAGGCAACAAAGGACCGAAUCAUUUUGCGGACACGGCGCGGUGUAAAAAAGAAACCACAGAGUGCGAGCCACUGCAAGGCUGGGGCUUUAGGCGCGGGGGCUACCAGUGCCGUUGUAAGCCAGGUUUCCGGCUGCCCAACGUGGUGCGGCGACCUUAUCUCGGCGAGAUUGUGGAGCGCGCAUCGGCAGAACAGUACUACAACGAGUACGAUUGCCUAAAGAUAGGGUGGAUUCAAAAGCUUCCCAUUCAGUGGGACAAGGCCUCUUACCACAUACGCCAAAAGUAUCUAGAUCGGCACCCGGAAUAUCGCAACUACACCACCGGCUCUCGAUCACUUCAUGCUGAGCACUUAAAUAUUGAUCAGGCGUUGAAGUAUAUUCAUGGAGUCAACUAUCGCACUUGCAAAAACUUCCAUCCGCAGGAUCUGAUUCUACGCGGUGAUGUGAGCUUCGGCGCCAAGGAGCAGUUUGAGAACGAAGCCAAGAUGGCCGUGAGACUGGCCAACUUUAUAAGCGCCUUUUUGCAGGUAUCGGAUCCCAACGAAGUGUACUCGGGCAAGCGUGUGGCCGACAAGCCGCUGACCGAGGAUCAAAUGAUCGGCGAGACCCUUGCCAUUGUCCUGGGCGACAGCAAGGUUUGGUCAGCCACAAUGCUCUGGGAGCGCAACAAGUUCACCAAUCGCACAUAUUUCGCACCCUAUGCCUACAAAACUGAGCUCAACACGCGGAAGUUCAAGGUGGAGGACCUGGCGCGGCUCAACAAGACGCACGAACUCUACACAGAGAAGAAGUACUUCAAGUUCCUGAAGCAACGCUGGAACACCAACUUCGACGACCUGGAGACCUUCUACAUGAAGAUCAAGAUCCGCCAUAACGAAACAGGUGAAUACCAGCAGAAGUACGAGCACUACCCCAAUUCGUACAGAGCUGCCAACAUCAAGCACGGCUACUGGACUCAACCGCAAUUCGACUGCGACGGAUAUGUGAAGAAGUGGCUAGUGACCUAUGCGGUGCCCUUCUUCGGCUGGGACAGCCUGAAAGUCAAGCUGGAAUUCAAGGGUGUGGUGGCCGUCUCCAUGGACAUGAUGCAGCUGGACAUCAACCAGUGCCCGGACUGGUACUACGAACCGAAUGCCUUUAAGAACACACAUAAGUGCGACGAGCAAUCCUCCUACUGCGUUCCCAUUAUGGGCCGUGGCUAUGAAACUGGAGGCUACAAGUGCGAGUGCCUACAGGGAUACGAGUAUCCUUUCGAGGAUCUGAUCACCUACUACGAUGGACAGCUGGUCGAGGCCGAGUACCAAAAUAUCGUGGCUGAUGUCGAGACCCGCUACGAUAUGUUCAAGUGCCGAUUGGCCGGAGCUUCGGGUCUCCAAUCCGCUUUGGGACUUGUGGUCGCGCUGAUCGGGCUCACGCUCACCCUGCUGUAUAGAUUUAGUUAAGCACCGCAUGCCAAAUAACUAACGCAAACCUCCGUCCAAACAAAACUCACAUCAAAUCUCUCCACAAAAGAUAUAACUACAAAGCAACACAGACACAAAAUUGACACCCAAAAACAAAACGAGCUGCCAGCCCAGCUCUCCAUCGUUGCUCCCUUUGAACAUUGUCAUCAUUUAUCUGCAAGGCGAUUAAGUUGUAGACAUAAUCUAUUACAAUGAAUCUGGUUAUUUGUCAUUUCUAUCAAAGGCGGCAGAAGCAGCAGUAGCACAAGCAGCAGCAUCGUCAGAAAAGCGCAAACAGCCGCGCCUACUGCGCUCAGAUUACGGAAAUGCCGUGUAGCUCGUCUUUUCCUCCUUCGGAGAUCCUCUCUAAUGUCCGUGAAGUCGCACAGCUGUGUGUGCGUAUGUGCGGCGAUCGCAAACCUGUUAACAUCCGAACCCAGUUAGGCCCAGGCGUACCUACACCCAUCAGGGAGGUCGUCCAGGUCCUAGCUGAGGGUUGUUUGUGCCGCACACACACCUUUUUUUCCUACCAACGGAUGCCACAAAAAAUCCAACGCCUGCCGUCGUGUUUUUCUUAUAUUAAAUCGACGAUGGUCUGUUGGCUGCGAUUUUUUUCUGAAUUAAAUAUGUAUGCCGAUGCUGCUGCCGCUGUGGCGUUUUUUCCGCUUUUUGUUUUUUGUGCCUUGAUUAUCAUAUGCGCUUGAAUUUUUAUUAUCUGUACCCUGAGAACUUUUUCUAUGCGCUGCAGGAACCAGUUUAUCAGCCACUUGGUCUCCUACCAGGGCAAAAAGAAAUCUCCAGCUUUUUUCAUUAAAACUUUAUAGCCAUAGGUAGCUGGACAGGGGCAGAAAAAAUCUUUUUCACACAUUUUUCAUAGUCAUUUCAGGGCAGCAGCGGUGGGCAGUAACUGUCUCAGCAUUCGGGCAACUCCUCCAUUUCUAUUUGGAAAAAUGCCCGCGUCAGCCGAAACAAGUUCGAGUGGCUGCCUGUGUCCGCUUUUGGUUUUGUUUCUGGGAGUCUUGUCCCCUUAACAUUCCGCAAUAUAUUUGUAGAUCAGUACAAAGCAAAAAGAAGCAAUCAAAUGUGUAAAUUGUGCCUUAAACUGAAAUAAGUGUUCAUUGAAUAUUUGUAACCCAACAGACUAUAUCAAACAUCCGUCCAAUGAGUAGUCUACUUUGUAUUAUGUAUCUACAUAUCUUAGUGAUAAGUGCCUUGAGACAAAAUCGCAAAACUUCUACAACCUUCUUGAGUAGCCUAAUGUAUAGAAUUUAAGUGUCUUAUAAUUUUAAAGAAAUCCAUCCAUAUACACAAUGUUCAAAUAUAUGAUUUUGUAGCAAAAA